AUGUCGCUGGCUCCCAAUAUUUCCCCGACGAGCCCUCCGGUCACCCCAUCACCGCCGGUGCCGGCCGCACCGACCCCAGAGUCAUCGUCGUCGCCGCCGCCGCCGCCUCCGGUGGGCGUACCGCCGGCGUCUUCUCCUCCUCCUCCUCCAAACACAUCGCCACCGCCGCCGCCGACGUCUCCUUCUGGGGGAACGCCCUCACCUCCGCCUCCGACCAACCGGACCCCGUCAUCUCCUCCCCCUCCUCCUCCUUCCACUACUACGUCGUCUUCGGAUUCCUCCAGUUCGAGUUCCGUUUCCACGACCGCGAUUGUGGGGAUCGCUGUGGGUGGUGUGAUCGCCCUGGUCAUCCUCAGCAUUCUGUGCAUCUGUCUCAGCAGGAGAAAGAAACGGCGGGAUCCGUCGACGUUCGAUCACUAUGGAGGUCAUCCGACGCCUCCACCGCGCAUGGGUAGGAAUUUUAUUCUGAUUCUAAACAUUCACCGUAAGAUCUAA
Molecule: messenger RNA, 495 nt
Organism: Spirodela intermedia
Lineage: Eukaryota; Viridiplantae; Streptophyta; Magnoliopsida; Alismatales; Araceae
Source: the annotation of a GenBank genome assembly